Messenger RNA from Lingula anatina, 1161 nucleotides. RefSeq lists its product as uncharacterized. Lineage: Eukaryota; Metazoa; Brachiopoda; Lingulata; Lingulida; Lingulidae. The record is from RefSeq and is a predicted model, not a curated record.
UCCACAAACAAGCUCGACAUCAGUUGCGGGUUAAAUCUUUGGCAAAGCAAUGUCCUCCACAAGAACCUUGUCUUUCCAUGCAAGGCUGUCAAAAGGGAGACUUAUGCUUAUAUGGUUGUCAUGGCAACUAGCGAUAGCUGGUGCCUUGCACGUGGGAUAUAUGGUUAGAUUCAAGAAAAUAGGGACGGACAGCCACCACGUGUCGCAUACGUUAUUUGAACUUGAGGGACACGACAAACCUCAGUGCGCUAUGGCGUGUAUCAACACCGAGACAUGCGUCUCUUUUAGCGUCACAGUGUCCCCUGACGUCCCUGGUUCUUCCUGUCGUCUGUCGAGGUCGUCUGCAGGUGUGACUGAUUUGCAGCCAGGGAGCGGAUGGUCUUAUUUCGUUAUGGUUGAUGAGGACCAAAUAGGGCUGAACAAAUCCCACAAGCUUGAAGAAUUUAUUGUUAUUACUGAAGAAGGAGAAGGAGAAAAUGAAGACCAAGAUGAGCAGGGGGAAGAAAACAAUCAAAAUAAUUAAAAAGCAAAGAAGAUACGGAAGCCUUACGUUUUGCCACUUCAAAGACUUAUUCAGUGCAAACUUUGUUCGCUAUAUGUUUUUAAAUUCUGUUUAUUUGUCAAGUUGUGGUUUAAGUUAGCUUAUUUUCAACUUUAAAAGUAGGGUAAACACCCUGAUAUGUUUGAAAACUCAAUUUACUGUUAAGCUUUACAUAAUGUAAGUUAUGUAUAGGCUUGUGUAGCGACAAUAGUGAGAACAGUACUCACAACUCAUCGUCUAUAGACCACAAUUCAAUGAACAGUAGCGAAGCGACCAAUAUGUUAUAUGCGAGCCCAGAAGCAAUGGACCAUGCAGGUAAACUGUCUGAACCUAAAACAUCUACACCGCUUUCGAUCAAAAAUAUCAACGAACAGUUUUCAGAGACACAUAGAAAGUUAGAUUUUAUUAUGAAUAAGCUCCAAAAACUUGAUAUCAUAGAAGGAAAAAUUCAAGCACUAGAUAAUAAAGUCGUUUUCCUGGAAAACAAAGUUACAGACGAUAGAGAUGAAAAACACAGAAAUUGAGACGUAAAUAACCUUUGUUUCGGAAAAAUUGGACGAGCUACAUAGCAAAACCGACGAAAUUCCCCAACCGUCCAGAUCUUUAGACAAGCAGAAGAA